GGCUCGAUGGACCGCGGGGAUAAAUGCCGCGCGGUACAUUGGUUUUGGUUGAUGCCAGGCGUGCUAGCACUAGGGGAAGGAAGGAUGGAGGCAUAUUCGCGGGGAUUCGCUUCUCUGGCGUGUUCUUCGCUGCCCAGGAAUCUAAGCAGCGCUAGGGCUCCACCAUUCCAUUCCUCCGCGGAUUCCUUCCUUGGCUCCCGGAUUUCGAUCGUUCUUUUCUCGCGGGGGCGCCGCGGGGGCGUAGGGCGGCAGCCAUUGCGGACGCUGUUCAUGGCGCCCAGGGACGAUCUGGAGAUUGUUUCCGGGGAUGGGGAGCUGCGCAGCGAGAUCCUCCACAACAUGCCCACGGUGAAGAGGGGCAAGUACCGCGCGUUCCCGGUGAUUGGCAGCAACCGGCAUGUGGAGACCGUCUUCGCGGCAUUAUACCGCCAUCGGCCCAAGAUGAGGUUCCGGAGGGAGUGCUUGCGGAUGAUCGAUGGCGGCACUGUGGCGCUGGACUGGCCGGUCAUGGGCGAGGAUCGCGACGCCGCCAAGUGGAGAGAAAAGCUUCCAUCCGAUGCUCCAGUUCUCCUCUUCCUGCCAGGACUAACUGGAGGAAGCCAUGACUCGUACGUGAAAUACUUGGUUUCAAGAGUUCGAAACAUUGGAUGGCACACGGUGGUAUUCAACAGCCGUGGCUGUAGUGACAGUCCAGUUACGUCUCCAAAGUUCUACUCAGCUUCUUUCACAGAAGAUUUGAGACAAGUCGUGAGAUUUGUGGCGUAUCGUUUCCCCGAGUCGAGGAUCUAUGCGGUCGGAUGGUCGCUGGGGGCCAACAUUUUAGUGCGUUAUCUCGGCCAGGAGGGAGAAAAUUGUAUACUCAGUGGCGCAGUGUCCCUGUGCAAUCCUUUUGAUCUUGUGGUUGCAGACGAGGACUUUCGCAAAGGUUUCAACAACAUCUACGACAAGAGCCUCGCAACGAGCCUUCGGACAAUCUUUAGAAAGCACGCGGCCUUGUUUGAAGAGAUCGGUGGUGAAUACAACAUUCCUCUGGCUGCCAAUGCAAAAACCGUGAGACAGUUUGACGAAGGAUUAACUCGAGUUUCGUUCGGCUACAGGUCAGUGGAUGAAUACUAUGCCGAUGCCAGCAGCUCGAAAUCUAUCGAGCACGUCAAAGUCCCAUUGUUUUGCAUCCAGGCUGCCAACGAUCCUAUUGCUCCAAACCGAGCCAUUCCUCGUGCAGCAAUCAAGGAGAAUCGGAAUUGUUUGCUCGUGGUGACACCGAAAGGAGGCCACCUUGGCUGGGUCGCAGGCCAAAACGCCCCGUUUAGAAAUCCAUGGACAGACACCGUGGUGGUGGAGUAUCUGGAAGCAGUCGAGUCGCUCUACAGGGAUAGAAAAUCAAUCCAGAGAGAGCAAGUCUCGAGAAAAGAGGACGAUCACGUCGAGAUCGCUUGCGCCACCUAGAGCGACGCGGCUGCUCGUUCAUAGCUAUUGAUCGGUGUGUACAUAGAGACGAUUCUUUCAUUCAUAAAGAAGAAAAGCGAGAGCUUUCACGCAAA
Molecule: messenger RNA, 1541 nt
Organism: Selaginella moellendorffii
Lineage: Eukaryota; Viridiplantae; Streptophyta; Lycopodiopsida; Selaginellales; Selaginellaceae
Product: embryogenesis-associated protein EMB8
Exons: 8
Coding region: 7-1446 (479 amino acids)
Molecular function (GO): monoacylglycerol lipase activity; short-chain carboxylesterase activity
Source: RefSeq, a predicted model, not a curated record